AUGAGCGUGGGCGGGUUACUCAGAACUGAGACUUUAUCUUGGAUGUCAUAUUUAGACAAUGUGACUGGGGAUUAUUCCCAGGACUUGGUCCUGCAGCCUAUUUGGGACUAUCUCCGUCAGAACUACCACGACCUCCUAAGAAGUCCUCUCUUCCCCGUGGUCCUCUCAGUCACUACCUAUUUUCUCCUGGUCGCUCUUUACACUGUGUUGGACCUGCUGGCUCCCACCUGGCCGUGCAUCAACCGCUACAGGCUGCAUCCAGACAGACCCAUCACCUGGCCUAACAUCUGGGCCACCUUGGGUGUCACCAUUUACAACCACCUGCUUUACAUCUUUCCUGCUGCAGUUGCACAGUGGCUGUGGAGGCCACCAACCCCUCUACCACCUGAAGCCCCCACUCUGUUCAGUUUUUUCCUGGGCAUCCUGGGCUGUAUGGUGGUCUUUGACUUCCAGUACUACCUGUGGCACCUGCUGCACCACCGGGUUGCUUGGUUGUACCGCACUUUCCACGCCAUCCACCACCAGUACAACCAGCCUUUCAGCCUUGUCACCCAGUACCUGUCUGGUUGGGAGUUAUUUAGCGUGGGAUUUUGGGCCACAGUAGACCCCAUCCUGCUGCAGUGCCACUGCCUCACAACAUGGAGCUUCAUGGUAUUCAAUGUCUAUGUUUCCACUGAGGAUCACUGUGGCUAUGACUUCCCUUGGGCCACACAUAACUUGGUGCCCUUUGGCCUCUGGGGUGGUGCUCCGAAGCAUGACGCUCACCACCAGAGACCUGGCACUAACUUUGCCCCAUUCUUCUCUCACUGGGACUGGCUGGGGGGCACCCACACUGUACCAGCCGCCUCCAGCCACUCUGCCACGGGAGAGCCAGAAGAGAUGAAAGGAAGAAAAGACUAA
Messenger RNA from Pelmatolapia mariae (spotted tilapia), 900 nucleotides. RefSeq names its product cholesterol 25-hydroxylase like 2 (gene ch25hl2). Gene Ontology annotation, molecular function: steroid hydroxylase activity; C-4 methylsterol oxidase activity; iron ion binding. Gene Ontology annotation, cellular component: endoplasmic reticulum membrane. Bases 1 to 900 code for a protein of 299 amino acids. Gene Ontology annotation, biological process: cholesterol metabolic process; sterol biosynthetic process. NCBI's taxonomy places the organism in Eukaryota, Metazoa, Chordata, Actinopteri, Cichliformes, Cichlidae. The record is from RefSeq and is a predicted model, not a curated record. The transcript has a single exon.